Molecule: messenger RNA, 1533 nt
Organism: Amphimedon queenslandica
Lineage: Eukaryota; Metazoa; Porifera; Demospongiae; Haplosclerida; Niphatidae
Product: dehydrogenase/reductase SDR family member on chromosome X-like
Exons: 7
Coding region: 38-1375 (445 amino acids)
Source: RefSeq, a predicted model, not a curated record
CCAUACAAUUACAACUCAGCAAGUUGGAACAUUAGCAAUGGGUGGAAAUCUCUCUUUCCCAGAAGCUGAUUUGAAGGAUAAAGUGGCCAUUGUAACUGGUGGUAAUGCUGGGAUAGGAUAUGAGACAGCUAAGGGAAUAGCAAGACUUGGAGCACGCACUAUAAUAGCUUGUAGAUCAGAGGAAAAAGCAACUGCUGCAAUUGAGCGUAUGAAGGCUGAGAUAAUUGAUACUGGAUCAGAUCAGCAUAACAUUGAGUUCAUGAAGCUGGAUCUGAGCUCAUUCAAUUCUACAAAAGAAUUCGUUGUCUCAUUCAAAGAGAAACAAUUGCCAUUGCAUAUUUUAAUCAACAAUGCUGGAACAAUUGGCUCCUCUAAUAUGUCUAAGACAGAUGAUGGCUUUGAAUCUAUGUUCCAGAUCAAUCAUCUCAGUCACUUCCUAUUGACACUGGAGCUGCUCCCUGUUGUGCUUGAUACUGCUCAAUCAUGUAAAGACUGUAGAAUUGUCAUAGUCUCUUCAACGGCUCACAAAAGUGGUGUGUUUGAUACUCAAAACAUGAAUGGAGAAGUGUCUUUUUCCCGUUUGAAGUUUUAUAGCAAUUCUAAGCUUUACAAUAUAAUGCAUGCAUUUGCACUUCAAAGACGCCUAAAAGGGAGUGAUAUAACAGUUUCAGUCCUCCAUCCCGGAUUUGUUAAUUCCGAACUGUUUGAAAAAGGUUUCAGCGGAUCAAGUGGAGGAAGUACAGCUUGGAGUUUUGGAAAAUACUUACUUAGACCUAUGAUGAGAGAUACUGUCAAAGGUGCUGCCACAACCAUUAAUUGUGCUGUCAAUCCUGAGCUGAAUACUAAAGAGUGUCAUUAUUAUGACAGCUGCAAAAUAGCCGAUUCAAUUCCUCUGUCGACGAACACUGAUCUACAGGAGCAGUUGUGGGAUAUCAGUGUUACUAAUGUUAAAGCUUGGUUGAGUCCAGAGAUUGUUGAAAAGUAUUGCAGUACCCAGCAAACAGGGCUUGAAGAAGCAACAUCCGAGACACAAACCACUAGAGUCAAUACUGAAGAGGGAUCAGCUACUGCUAAAGAUGAAUCAGCCGCUACUAAAGAAGAAUCAGCUACUGCUAAAGAUGAAUCAGCUACUAAAGAAGAAUCGGCUACUGCUAAAGAUGAAUCAGCUACUAAAGAAGAAUCGGCUACUACUAAAGAUGAAUCAGCUACUAAAGAAGAACCGGCUACUGCUAAAGAUGAAUCAGCUACUAAAGAAGAAUCGGCUACUACUAGAGAUGAAUCAGCGUCUAAAGAAGAAUCAGCUACUAAAGAUGAAUCAAUCACUAAAGAUGAAUCGGCUACUGCUAAAGAUGAAUCGACUACUCAAGAUGACUGAAAUGAUUAAAUGAUACUGAACAUAAUGCAUAUUUAACAUUAUUACUUCUAGUCUAUAUAGAGCUGCAGAUUGUCUGAAUACCUUUUUCAUUAUUGUAGCUGAUAGUAGCAGUAUAAUAGAGUAUAAUUACAUUCCACCAUUAAUUGAGUUAAUUAUCA